This is a messenger RNA of Thyridium curvatum, 402 nucleotides long. RefSeq lists its product as uncharacterized. NCBI's taxonomy places the organism in Eukaryota, Fungi, Ascomycota, Sordariomycetes, Thyridiales, Thyridiaceae. The transcript has a single exon. The record is from RefSeq and is a predicted model, not a curated record. The coding region runs from base 1 to 402 and encodes 133 amino acids.
AUGUAUAUUCCCAUCCCGCCGCGCCGGCCGGGCGGUCUCGGGCCGGACCCGAGAAGUGAGCCUGCGCUCAUUCCUGCAGGUCUUGCACGUCGCGAUGUCGACUCGUUCUCGCAAGACGCGUUAGCACCGAGAUCGGCCCUCAAGCGCCGGUCCGACGGGGACACCGGAACCACGAUAGGAGUGGUUGUCGGCGUCGUCCUGGCCCUCUUCCUCGCCGGCGUCCUCGCGUUCUGCUGGUACUACCGGGUCUCGAUCCGGACCAAGGCGAAGAAGAAGCGCCGGCGCAGACGCCGUCGCCGUCACAGAAAGUCUUCCAAGGGGUCUUCGUCGUCUUCGGACAGCGCGGCAACGGCGGCGGCGGCAGCGCCGGCAGACCCGCCGGCGGACAAACCGGCAGAAUGA